Molecule: messenger RNA, 429 nt
Organism: Dracunculus medinensis (Guinea worm)
Lineage: Eukaryota; Metazoa; Nematoda; Chromadorea; Rhabditida; Dracunculidae
Source: the annotation of a GenBank genome assembly
CCGAUCCAACAACGACAAGUUGGAAGUAUUGCUGAUUACGAUCCAUUAAAUGGUAACUGGGGAACUGUAGCAUCUAGUAAAACUGCCGAAAAAAUCGGUCAAUUAAGUGGUGCAAAUGCACAAACGACAAAAAUAACAACGACGGGUAAUCAGCAGAAAGAAAAUAAAGGAGAGCAGAAAGUGAAUAGCGCUGCUACAACAGUUGGAAAAAGUAAUACAAAGGGUUUUGUCGUAAAGGCGAUUUAUGAUUAUACAGCAGCUGAUAAAGAUGAAGUGACUUUUGUCGAAGGCGAUAUAAUAGUGAAUUGUGAAAGUGUUGAUGAAGGUUGGAUGACAGGCACCGUUACAAGAACCAAGCAGUGGGGAAUGUUGCCCGCAAAUUAUGUUGAAAGAAUAAAACAGCCUACUGGAUUGCAUUAUCUCAGCUGA